This is a messenger RNA of Petromyzon marinus (sea lamprey), 5548 nucleotides long. It is a transcript of the gene CHST10, whose product is annotated as carbohydrate sulfotransferase 10. Lineage: Eukaryota; Metazoa; Chordata; Hyperoartia; Petromyzontiformes; Petromyzontidae. Gene Ontology annotation, cellular component: membrane. The record is from RefSeq and is a predicted model, not a curated record. Gene Ontology annotation, biological process: carbohydrate biosynthetic process; proteoglycan biosynthetic process. Gene Ontology annotation, molecular function: sulfotransferase activity.
GCGUCUUGGCGGAGGGCGCGCGCUUCGUUGACCAAUCAUCAGGCGCGUAGGCGUUGGUGGGGAAGAGUCUCCACCGCGUACAGUGGUGGGAGCGCCGCGCCGCAUACGCGCGGUACCCGUCUCGCUCCCCGAGGGGUUCCCCUGUGCCUUUCCCCCUCUCUCUUCUCUCCUCUUUGCUGCCGCCUAUCUCUCUGACUUUUGAGUGCGACUACUACGAGUUGGCGCGGCCGCAACGGUACCCGGGCACACGCUGCCCGAUUCUUGUCGCUGUCCUCUCGACUCCUCCGCGGCCGCCGCGUUUCUGCCGCCACCCACAGAGCGCGGAGGCAUGGAGCACGCGUGGCCCCCGUGAGCGCUUGGCUGAAGGGGGCCACCUGGCUCUGGGAGGGAUGCGGCUCUGGUGGGUGCUGAGCUGUGCGGUCACGUGGGCCGUCCUCGCCGUUCUACUCCUCAGCAGGCUCCUGUCGAUGAACCGGCCACCUUACCGGGGUCUUACCACAGAGUUCUUCAGCAGAACAGAAAUUGGGAACUUUUCAAGGAGUUUAUCCAGACCCAAGCAACACCUGUCCAAGGAAUCGCCGGGUCGCGCGGAGACGCGGAGCACGGUGGAGGCGGUGCAGCGCGAGCGGCAGGAGCUGCUGCGUCGCGUGUGCGCCGACCCCGCGCUGCACAACCUCACGCACACCAACGUGUCCCACUUCGUCCUCAGCCGCAUCUUCGUGUGCGACCACUACCGCAUCCUCUUCUGCCAGACGCCCAAGGUUGGCAACACGCAGUGGAAGAAGGUCCUCCUGGUGGCGAACGGUGAGCGCUCCAGCCGAGCGGGAAAAGGCCGCUACAACAGCACGAGCGACGUGCCUGAAGACAUCGUGCACCAGCACGACAAGAACGGCCUGCCUCGCCUCUCCAGCCUCCCUCCUGGGGAAGUCUCCCUGAGGCUACGGACGUACUUCAAGUUCCUGAUCGUGCGGGAACCGUUCGACCGCAUCAUCUCAGCCUUCAAGGACAAGUUCGUGAAGAACCCGCGGCAGGAGCCGUGGUACCGACAGAGGAUAGCCCCGGCAAUUGUGCGCCGCUACGGCUCGGGCCCCGCCCGCCGCCACGCCCUCCGCUUUGAGGACUUUGUGCGUUACCUGGGCGACGCGCAGGCCGAGCGAUUGGACGCCGCCUUCGGCGAGCACAUCAUCCACUGGGUGACGUACGUGCGGCUGUGCGCGCCCUGCCAGAUCGACUACGACGCCGUGGGGCAUCACGAGACACUGGAGAGCGACGCGCCGUACGUCCUGCGGCGGGCCGGGGUCCCGGGCCACGCGGCCUACCCACCCAUCCCGCCUGGUGUCACAGCGUUCAACCGUUCCAAGGUGCAGCACUAUUUCCGCGGGAUCAGCCCCACGUGGAUCAGGCGACUCUACCGCCGCUACGAGGGAGAUUUCCGGCUCUUCGGAUACGAGGAGCCCUCGUUUCUCUGGAUGUGAAUGUUGGCGGUGGAUAACGGCCGUGAUCGAGCGGAUAAGGGGCCCGCGGGGGUCCUAGGGAAAUCGGUCCAAAAUUACCAACGUUUUGUUUUCAUUCUAUUUUUGUACACAUAAUGAAAUUAGAUGCAUUUUUGGAAAAGCGAAAUUGGGUUAUUUUUCAUGAGUUUAGCAUUGGAUUAUUAACAGUGUUCCAGACCCGUGCAUUUAUUUUUUAGUGGUAUUACACAAAAAAAACGUCAUCCAUUGAGGGAAAUCCAUUUUUGUCUACACGCUCUGUGCGUACUUACAUUUGACAGUCUAUCCUGGAAAUGUAUGUUGAUGCACAAAAAGUGGAAACCACUGUUCUCUUUAGACGUCCGAACCUUCAUUGUCAUACCAAGCUAAAUGGUGCACAUCUAUCCACGUACCAAUGUGUUUUCUCAAUCUCUAUGACCUGAUCCCAUACUGGAAUGAGCCACUUGCAAUAUUUGAUUUAACACCGUAUGCUGCCACAACAAGCGGCAAUGCUAUGGAUUUUUGCCUGGCAUUUUAAACGUUGACGUUUUGUAACGCGGCCGUUGUUUUCUGAAACAAGCUGGGGUAAUGAAGCAGGACCGUGAUGCUGGCUGUGUGUAUUUGACUGGCCUCACAAACGAAAGUGUUUGGUGCUCGCUUGGCAUUUAAAACACACAUGCGGUCUUUGUUAGUUUCUGUACUCGGGAUGCACAGCUGCACUACUGGAAGUGGUAUAGGUUUCUACCAACCAACCUCCCCUUGCUGAUGUCUGUAGCCUGUUUCCGAUUGGUGAUAAGUUGGCAAUUCACGCACCGUUAACCGCAAAAGGGACGCGUGAAGCCAAGAAUCCAACUGAGUGUCACAUUGCACGUGGCAGCACAGAUUGAUUUAUGGACAUUUGAGACAAAUCCUCGAAUAACCAAUAAUAGUGAGAAACCGCAAGUGGCACAUAGAGACGCGACGGGGACUCGGCACAGCACUGCUGUUCUAACCCUGUUCACCGUCCCCAGUUUGUCGUUGUCAGAGUUGGCGACUUUUUAUUGAUCCUCAGCUCGUUAAGAGAGUGAGGUGUUUGAACAGUAAAUUGCGCCGUUGGGCAGUAUUGAAUUCGGUGGCAAUUCCCCAGUGGCAAAAUCCUCUAUUUUAGAAUCACAACUGUAGGCUGCUUAAAGAGGCUAAUGUACCAUGGUUUAAAGAUAAGUCCAAGAAAGGGCAUUGCUUUCCACAGUGUACGGGACAUUGAGGGCAGUGACCAGGGAACAUGCAGAGAUUAUGUUCGGAUGUGUUGGAAUUAAGUUUGAUUCCCAUGUUUGGCUGUAACUUUACACAUGGUACGUGGGCUAUCGUGUCAUCUUAUGUAUUAUUAUUUUGCACUUCAUCCUGCAAAUGGUGUUGUUGAAUGAAACCAGAUGACACUGUGCUGCAGUUAAGAGCGAUUGGCUCGCAUUCAAACGGUUUAGAGGUAAAAUCCCGCAUGGGGUGGCCUACUCAACCCAUCAGUUUUAUAGCACGAAUAAAAUACAUACCACUCUAUGGCUUGUGGCUUAUCUGCCCGCAAGGUGAUUGUCUUAUUACCCUUAAAGUGUGGAAUUUCCACCGCUGCCUCAUAGCCACCAAUGGAGGUGAGUGCUCCCCCCUGUGGUUAAUCCAGCAGAAGAGGAGGGGGGCACGGGUGGGGGGGGGGGGGUUUCUGUAAUUUGGUUGCUAACAAUAAUAACAAGCAGUCAACAGAACUAAUGGCUUAAAUUAAUUAAGAUGAGAUUGUAUGAAUUAAGGUAUUAUAUUUAGUGUUUGUAUAAUAAUUUAUCAACGCGCACAGGGAUUUCGUUGAUUACACCGUACUUGUCCACGGAGCUUGCCUGUCUGCGGAGGACGGGACCAUUAUGAGUCGUGUGGACUGCGUUUCUUAAGUCUCCCAUCGGUCGUCGCAUGCAUGUGUGUAUGUUGAAUGUCUUUCGCACGGUACGUAGCCAACCGGGCACGCCUGUCGUUGCUGCCGUUUCAGUGGCGUCUGCGAUCCGUUUACACCCGUUUUUUUAAACAGGGAAUUCAAUGGCGCCAUCCGUUUGCCAUGGGCUUGGUUGCUUUAUGGCGGAUGAAUCGAGGCGCACAUUUCGUAACAUUGCAAGAAGGAGGCGUUUAGAUUUGCACCUUAAGAGGGCAGCACCAAGACGUGCUGGUUAUACUCCAUAAUUUAAGGAAUGGUGUUGCUCAACUUAACUCUGGCUACUGGUUGAUGAGCACAGUCAGGACCGUGUGGCUUUAGUUUUUCUUAAAGGUGCCAUGGGGUGAAGUGCACUGCUAUCGAGUUUAAAUGUGCAGGUUGGCGUGUGGAGCAGACUGGGACGCGCAGCGUGGAGCAAAAGUUUUAUUAUUGCUGGCAGCUUCCAUUUCCACCUCAUUUGUUGAACAUUUUUGGAGACGAUGAUGACGAUGUUGCCUGCGUGAUUUAAAUCACCAAGCACUGUAAAUGUCGAGUGAAGGGAAGCUUUACAAACUUAGUGUUUAGUUAAAUUUGAAAAGUAGCAAAGGUAUCACAGCCCCUAAUGUAAUUGUAUCUACAGCCACGGUAGCUUGUGCUUUCGUCGUGGCCACGUUACAGUGCUUUCUCUUCUGAUCUGACCUUUCUGUUCAAGGUUGCAGUCAGCUGGCAUCCCUGCUCGGGGCAGCAUCAAAACCCCUGUAGCCAGGGAGACCGUGCUGUACGACCACUCUAUAUGCACUUCACACUCGAGAGAGAGAGAGAGCUCUUCGAAAGUUUGGGUACCGCCGUCUGCAGCGAUAUGUCUCCGUGGGAGUUAGCUUUAGUGGGGCUGCCUUUGCGCAGUGCGGUGCCGUGUUGAUGCGACUUUGCUUGAGGAGACAAUGGCAUGCACAGUCGUUUUCAUUGGCCUGUGGACUUGAUGCCACUGAACACGGGACGGGACGGCCGUAAAAAGUAAGCGGGUCCGCCAGCGAUUCGCAAGCAGAAAACGGUGGCAGUUCAAGCAAUCCGAGCCCAUGCACAUGUAUACUUGGUGACUGCUAGGCGGAACACACGCUGAAAAAUAUACAGAGGUAUUGGGAGAGGUGAAUGCUUGGAAUUGCACCAAGAGACAGAAGAGGGAACAACGUAGGUCAGAGAAAAAAGAAAGUGACAGCCAUCGUGUUGACAAUGGUAAAUGGGCUUGGGCAGGACAAAUCACGAGGCAGGAUGACGACUGAUGGAUGUGACUAGGUGGAUGGAUUAGCAGCCAAAAGAGAGAACGCACCCAAGAAGAUAAACCACCGCCAGAGAUGCGGCGAUGGGAUCGGUUCAUGUGCACAAGUGAGGUGGGCGGUAGCGGCACCAGACGUAUGAGGGAUGACAGCAGCAUGGGGAGGCCUUCAUCCAGCAGUGGAUAGACAAUGCCAUGAUGGUGGCAGGAACCACUGUGGGGUGUGACUUCAGUUGUUGCUGAGUACUUUCAAAAUUAAAAUCGUGUUGUGUGAUUGACUAUUACACAAUGGCUAUGAUUAUGGCCGAGGUUGAAUACACAAAUUACGUAUUGUGAUUGAGUAAUAGUGUUACUUUCAGUUACAAAUUAUUAUUGUUGGGAAAAUGUAUGAUUUAACGUAACUGAAGAUCUUUGGGGGAAAAAAUGUUGAGACGGUAAUAUUGUGCGAUUGAAUGCCAAUGCACGUGUCGUUUCAUUUACAUUGUGAUCCAGUUCCGCAGUACAACAACUGGCUCUGGGAAGGGCGGCGGUGUGUUCUAAGUGUACUGUAUCGAAGAUGAUGAUCACUAGUGGCAGGAAUGUCUGUCGCGUAAUUCUAGACCAGCAACAUCCUUAGCCCAUCAGGUGAUGUUACUGCGAAGCAAGCCGCACCGAGAAAUCGUUAUCACCUUUUAGUUUUGUGAGUAGUGGGGUGAAUUUUAAUUCGGUCACCAGUCACUGUAGCACAUGGCCACAUGUUGGUGUGUGUGUGCGUGUUAUUCGUUUUGCACUGAUCACUGAAAGAAACCGAACAAUUAUGUAAAACAGUGGCUUCUUUUUUAUUCCACUAAUCGGAUGUACUGUGUUUAAAAAUGUGUGUUAAAUAAAUCUUUAAAAAAUCGG